ACAACUCACUGACUUCAGGACUACAUAAAACAAACAUACACACUUUUACUCAUUCAUUCCUAAAGAUUUAGCAUCUACAGGUACUUUGGUGUUUACUACCUUAGUAAAAGAGUGGACAUAAAAUAUGUGGAGAAAAUGUAUCAUUUCAAAACUGAUAGAAAGCUGUUUUCUUUUUUAAUACAAUUCACUUAAGGAAUAAUCUCAAGAAGUCUUCUGAAGUACUACAGAAUGGAUAAUCAAUGACAAGUUAUAGGCAAGGGAGUAGAAAGACCAAUGGCAAUGAAAUGCCUGGGGCAGCUGAGUUGAGCCAUCUCUUCAUUACACAUUUGUUUAACCAAUAUUAACUGGGCAAUUAUUUACUGCUAUAAGCAACACUGCCACCAAGAAAAGCUACCAUAUGGGUGUAAUGUCCUUGCAGUGAGAUACUAUUCCCCUGGUACACAAAACUCAGACUAUCAAAAAGCCAAAGUAACUAUAGCUGUCCAUAUUUUCCUUUCCAUUAUAUCACUUUUGCUUCAUAUAGUUAAUUUUAGUUUAUUUCUUCUGAUUUUGGCUUUGCUGAAUCCUGAAUAGAAAGCACACGUUCAUGGACAAAUACUAUAACCUCUAAGAAAGAAUAAUUUAUAAAUUGUUAAGACAUCACCAUCUUAGUGGCAGUCUGAGUGGAGCAGAGGAAAAGAUACCUAGAAAUGACUAUAAUUCCAAUUCUACCGCUCAUGAGGUAUCCAAGCUGAGCGAGUCAUAAGGUGUCCUCAAAAGUAAAGCAAAUCACAGGCUCUCAGUAACUGUGGGGAUGCUAUGAGAAAGAGUGAAAGAUGCAAUUCUCCACACCAUAUGUUUUACAACUAUCCUAACCCAAAAUACUCAUGGGAAAGGACUAUCAAAUAGGCAUUUUUUUCAAACACUAAAUUUUGCCAUAAAGUGUCAGUGUUAUCGCUCUUCCUAUAAGCGGCCAGAGGUGACCUGUGAAAAUGGUUCUAUGCUCUCUUGACCCAGAAAACCCCACAAAAUCAUGUAAAUCAAGAGGCUCAAAUCUUCGUGUUCACUUUAAGAACACCCGUGAAACUGCCCAGGCCAUCAAGGGUAUGCAUAUCCAAAAGGCCACCAAGUAUCUGAAGGAUGUCACAUUAAAGAAACAGUGUAAACAAUGUGUGCCAUUCAGGCGUUACAAUGGUGGAGUUGGUGGAGUUGGUAGGUGUGCCCAGGAAAAACAGUGGGGCUGGACACAGGGCUGGUGGCCUAAAAAGAGUGCUGAGUUUUUGCUGCACAUGCUUAAAAAUGCAGAAAGUAAUGCUGAGCUUAAGGGUUUAGAUGUUGAUUCUCUGGUCAUUGAACAUAUCCAGGUGAACAAAGCACCCAAGAUGCGCUGCCGUACUUACAGAGCUCAUGGCCGGAUUAACCUAUACAUGAGCUCCCCCUGCCACACUGAGAUGAUCCUUACUAAAAAGGAACAAAUUGUUCCUAAACCAGAGGAGGAAGUUGCACAGAAGAAACAGAUAUCCCAGAAGAAACUGAAGAAACAAAAACUUAUGGCAUGGGAAUAAAUUAGGCAUAAAAUAAAUGGAAAUAAAAGUAAAAAAAAAAAGUGUCAGUGUUAUCUACUCCAUUAGUUUUUGUCAGAUUUCCACCAACUUAACUCAAACAUAUUACUUCCUUAGCGGAUCAAGAGAUGGAGGGGAGGGAGGGCAAGGGGACGUAAAAAGAAUUAAGAUAUGUACAUGUACCAACUUCCCACAAUGAAUGCAACUGUCAUUUAUUGCAAUCACAUACAAAAACAUUUUUUUAAAAAG
Molecule: messenger RNA, 1790 nt
Organism: Heterocephalus glaber (naked mole-rat)
Lineage: Eukaryota; Metazoa; Chordata; Mammalia; Rodentia; Bathyergidae
Source: RefSeq, a predicted model, not a curated record